This is a messenger RNA of Paramuricea clavata, 4823 nucleotides long. NCBI's taxonomy places the organism in Eukaryota, Metazoa, Cnidaria, Anthozoa, Malacalcyonacea, Plexauridae. The record is from the annotation of a GenBank genome assembly.
CAGCUCCAGAUAUAUAAGUAUAGCUCAGUCACAGAAUAGGAAGUUAUUCUACUUUUCCCUGAAAUGGAUAUUUUUCAACAUAUUUAAAAACCAGUAGAUACUCAGUCAGUCAAAUGUCGAAGGUAUUUAUUUGGUUGUUUGUUUCUACUAUUACAUUAUUUUUAACACAAUGACUUGAGUAUGUUGUGUAUCAUCUAUUUCGUAUCAUAUAGUAAUAGUAUAUUAAUUAUUAAGCUUGUUAAUAUUGCGCUAUCAAUAUUAGAAAUAAUUCUAAGAAUUUUGAUGGAUUUGUAAGAAAUGUUUGAAUGAACUGACUCGGUGUUUUGGGCAUUGAAUUAGUUGAUUUAGUUCCCGUCGGUUCUACCAACCAUUUCUUACAAAUCCUUCUAAACUUUACCCAGGCUGAACUUUAUAUACAAAAUUCUGCUCUGAGUGAUCAAAAGUCUGAUCAAAAUUCUUUUGAAUUGGAUCAAACACCAACAUGGUGGCUGUGAUGUCAUAUUAGCCAAUUAUACAAAUUAUAGUUCAGCUUCAUAGUCUGUUGUGAUUUUCUGUAAUGCAUUCUGUUUUUCUCUAGCUAUUUAUCAGCAAAUACUGGGAAUGAUGAUAAAAUUAACAUUUCACACUUUUUAUGCAUGUUAAUUUAUUAUGCUGUAGAAGCAUGAAAAUAUAAACAGAUGUUGAUCGAAUAAUUAACAAUUAUUCGCCGAAGGCGAGGUGAUUAUCGGGAAAUAUAUUCAUUGGGAAGAAAUCGAGGUGAAUGUUCCCCGAUAAUCACCGAGCCUGAGGCGAAUAAUUGUUUUAGUAUAAUUUUUGCACAAGUUUUUUUUGUGUUUUUCUGGUCUGAAUUCAUUUUAAUUUCGCUUAUUUCUUUAUCACUAUAUAACUUCAACAAAUCGACCAGCCGCCAUUUUUAAAAUUUUGAUUUUGUUAUGUUCACCUGUAGGUGAAUAUAACAGAUUAAUACGUCAAAUUUGACCAAUCACCUUGUUAGGAUUUGCUAUGUUCACUUGUGCAAAAAUACUAAAGUUCAACAUUUUGAAUUAUACCGAAAUGUAAACAAAGGCUUUGUUUAUAUAUACGGACUGUACCCUGCCUUUAAUUAAUAAAAUUUAUAGUUUACAACUCUUGAUAGCUCCAUAUAGGUGGGACCUAAAUAUACAAUAAUAGUGUGAUUUGCUUCCAAUUAACGCAUUGAGAAAAAGAACUAAAUUUUAUCAUGCUAUUUGCCUAUUAAUAAAUUGGCAUACCGAUGAUAAUAAUUACAAUUUAUUAAUAGGCAAAUAGCAUGAUAAAAUUUAGUUCUUUUUCUCAAUGCGCUAAUAAUUCCCUUACAAAAAAAGUCUAUAGGCCUGGCCUAUAGGCCAACCUAUAGGUUCCUAUAGGAAACCUAUAGGUUUUUAUAGGCAAUUGGGACAUUUUCUAUAGGUGAACUAUAGGGAUGCCUAUAAGCCUAUAAAGAUACAUGCCUAAAGGCUUCUAUAGGGAAUUGGAACAUUUCCUAUAGGCCACCUAUAGACUUUUUUCGUAAGGGUUUGUAGCAAAGCAUAACCAGGGGCGUAGCGUGUGGGGGGUGUGGGGGGGUGUGACACCCCCCAGUUUUAGUGAGGUAGUCGGUAAAACGCUAAGUUAUUCGGUAAUGGCAAGAGCCAUGACAGCAGUCGGUAAAACAAAUCGGUUAAAGUGGAAUUUUGCUUCUCGGUAAAUGGCUUUUAAUAAUAAAAAAAAUUAAAUUAAUGUUGUGCCUUGUUCUCCAAUAAAGUUAUGCAAAAUGUACGUAAUUCUUCAGUAUUAAAACACUUAUAUUAAAUAUCUACGCAUAAGCAUUGGAGCCCCUAAUUUCCUAUCGUAUUACACUUGCAAGAGCUGCGAAAACAGUCGGUUCUGAUUGGACAUGUUCAACUGUGCGCGAACUUUUGACCUUGAUACAAUGAUACGCAAAAGAAUUAAAGAUUAUAUUUAUAUAUUUGUUAUUGACACGCGGUGCUCAUAAAAUGUUUCGCCAAUUUUUCAAGUCUGUUCUUUACAAUAAACAACAAGAUAAAUGCCUUAUCGCGAAGUAACAAAGACAACAAUUAUUCCAAUUAAUAAAGCGUUUGCUACGUUUCUGGUUCUAUGUUAUUUCUAGACGGCUGACUAAAGUCACGGUAAGUGUCAUUAAAUUAAACACGCGCCGAAAUAUUUAUUUGUCAAUUGCUGUAUAGCUGUUAUGGUAUAUGUUAUAUGUAGCGUAUAAGGGGCGGUCACGGAUUCUAAUAAAACCUCACGGUGAGCUCACACUCACAGUCUCACAGCUUGUUAAUAUCUGACGGAUUCUCACGGAUUUCGAAAAUAACACAACUUCAACAAUAUGGUUUUGUUUGAUAUAAAUAAAAGCUACCAAACCUUGUGUGUAUAAGGUACAGAAGGCUCUGAAAAUGCCAUUUCCAACGAUCUAGAGAUUCCAUAUUUUCAAAAAAUUUCCGCUCGGCGCCAACCAUGGUGGUGCCUCGUGGCGCGUGGGUCGGUAAAACUUAGAUGUUACACCCCCCCCCAGUUAAAAAGGUCAUGCUACGCCCCUGAGCAUAACCACUAUACAGAAAAACAAAACAAAUUACAGUAAAUUACAACAGACUACACUACAUAAGCGGGACACUUUUUGUAUUUGAAGUGUAAUAACCCUUCCAGUAUAUAGCCAAGCUAGUGAUGUAGUAUUGUGGUGUAUUUGACAUUUCAUUAGGACAGUGAGCUAUCUUAUGCUACCAUGGAAACUUGUGUCAUUGACAUAGUGGAUGACCAGUGGCGCAAGGAUCAAUUACCUUUUGAUGGUAAGAUAUAGUGAACAUGUCAUUUCUUCUACGCACAAUCUUCUACCAUUGUGUCGAUGUCUCGCUCUAGACUGGCCUUGCAAAUACCUCAGGGAAACGUUUCAAGAAUGUUUUCACAUUGCUUAUGUUUUUCAUGUCGUUUUCAAAAAAUUACUCCAAAAAUGGCAAAUUUGGCGUUCGUGAGAAAGGCUAUAAUUGUAUCAGUUUUGAAAAACUGUCUUGCAUGGUGCUUAUGUAACAGUGUCAUUGUUAUAGCCAGACUGUUUGGUUUGCAUGUGUACCUGUGCAGAAGUUUCGGCUGAAUUUCUGUCUGUGCAUUUUCUGGAAACAGAAUCCACAUAUUUUGGAUAAAAUUAAUGCAUAAAUUUAUGCAGGGCCGGAUUAACGUCGCGCGAGGCCCGCGGCAGAUUUUAGCACGAAGCCCCUCAACCCUCCCCCCCCCCCGUUAUGAAAACCUUUGCAAUUCAAAGACACACACAAUUGUUAAAUAAUUGCUUUCAGUAUUUCAAUUGAUUGGCAUCAAUUAUAAACAAUUGCCUGCCUGGCCCAGUUGCUGGGUCAACAAUAUAAACAGGAUCAUAUAUAACAGAUCAGCGCAACUGGAGAUUACAUGCAUACGAGUAUUGUAUAUUUUUCUGGGGUAAACUGCCAAUCCUAGGGGCCCUAAAUGCGCGAUGUCCCUAAUUCGCGAGGCACCUAAAAUGGGCGUAUCCCAAUAGAAAAUAGGCGUGUUUUCGUAAAAAUGGGCGUGGCACAGUAAAGCGCAAGGCCCCCAUAAGCGCGAGGCCUGCGGCAUAUGCCGCAUCUGCCACGUGGUUAAUACGGCCCUACAUUUAUGGCACAUCAGGGCGUAUUGCCACUUAAAUGAUUAAAAAACUACCGAAUAGUACAGAUAUCACUCCCAAGUUUUCUAUUUUGUGUGGAUUAUUUUUUAGACAUUCUCAUUCCCGAGAGAGAAUUGCCGCCAAGUGAUGACACUGACAGUACGUUUUAGUGUGCUUAUCAUAUAAUAGCCUCCUGCGCAGACGUUGUUAGUGGCCGAGGCCUCAGAGGCCUCGGCCACUAACAACGUCUGCGCAGGAGGCUAAUCAUAUAAUUGCACUUAAAUUUUCCUUAUAUGUAAAAACAAAAACUUUGGGUCAUAUUCAAGCCAUAUGUUGUUGCAUUUACUAAAUAUUGAUAAUUGUUGAUGUUUAUAUUAGAUAUGGAUUAGUGUUGUUUUUAUUAGAUGUUAAUAAAUGUGCACUCUAAUUACUAGAUAUUGAUAUUUCUGAAACCAUGAGAGAACAAGAUGAAAAAUGGAUGGACCUUGGCCUUCAAAAUUUACAGGAAUCACCAAGACAUAAUUGAAUAAUUGUUUUGUCGAUAUAGCUAGCUAGAGAAGUUAUUUUGACAUUGUUUAUUUAUUUACUGCAUGUGUGGAUACAUUGUAUGGCCUCAUAGGUUUUUUUGCAGUUCACUAAAAAUAUAUUUGACAACAAUCAGUGAAUCGAAGAAGAAGACAUAUUGUUAGCACAGCAGUUUUCUGGGAAAUUGCAUGUUCUUGGAUAAUCUGACAUACUACAUUGAUAAAGUCAGGGUGUUCCAAAAAACCCGCAAAACCAUUGAAAUAACGUAUUGUUAAAAUUUGAAUGCCCUAACACUAAGCUGAGCGCAAAGAUGUGUAAAAUAUUGACAAGGGUGCAUUUAUAAAUAUUGACUUAUUAAGAAAUUAAAAUAUCUUUGUAAAGCGCACAAUUUUCUGCUCUUGAGAAUUUAAAACAGCUUCUUAAACGGUUUCUUUGUGCAUAAAAUUUACUUAAGCUUUGAUACACGUGUGGGUUCAGCAAAGUGCUGAGGCAUUCAAAUUCUAACAAUACGUUAUUUCAAUAGUUUUCUUCUUUUUUGGGGAAUAUUAUGAGAGAUAUAUACCCAAUAUUGAAUUAAUAAUGUUUCAUGAUUUCAACAUGAUACUUAUAUUACUGUUUCAUUGGCAGCCAUAUAGUUCAUGCCAACACAUAUUUUGCACACCAGGUA